Molecule: messenger RNA, 2440 nt
Organism: Dendronephthya gigantea
Lineage: Eukaryota; Metazoa; Cnidaria; Anthozoa; Malacalcyonacea; Nephtheidae
Product: serine/threonine-protein kinase/endoribonuclease IRE1b-like
Exons: 1
Coding region: 229-2199 (656 amino acids)
Biological process (GO): mRNA processing; protein phosphorylation; IRE1-mediated unfolded protein response
Cellular component (GO): IRE1-TRAF2-ASK1 complex
Molecular function (GO): ATP binding; RNA endonuclease activity; protein serine/threonine kinase activity
Source: RefSeq, a predicted model, not a curated record
AAAUUUGGUGCAAAUUUAAGAGCUCAAAACGACGCUGGCGAGGCGCCUCUUCAUUACGCUUAUAACCCCUCAGUGUUUGAUAUUUUUCUUCAGAAUGGCGCCGUAUGUCGGGCAAGAAAUGAUCGCGAUGAAACACCAGUUUUGUUCAUCCUGAAAAAAUCGCUCGAACUCGCGUUUGCCGAGACGUCUGCCGCUGCUGAGCUCAAGGAUCAAGGUUAUGUGGAGAUAAUGGUGCGUAAAUCUGUGAAGAAAGCUGUUCAACUACUGGGAAACCUAAAAACGAUCAUAUCAGAAAAUGACGAAGCGAAGGAAACAGUGUGGAUUCCUGACCUGCAGGGGAACACCGCCAUUGAUCUACUGCUGAUUGCUAUCAGGAUUUCAUCACAUGAUGUUUACACGCAUUCUAGAGACAUUGCGGCCGAAUUACCAACAUUAUUGAUGAAAUUACUGCGUGAAAUACUGCGAUCUGCGACUCCAGUUGAUAUGAAACGACAAAACAAAAAAGGCCAAAGUUUUCUUCAUGUUCUACUCGACAUGGGCGACAAAAACAAAAAAAAGUUUACUAGAGAAGCAUUCAUCUUACAGGCAGUCCAAGUUCUUCUCGACCACCAAGCAGACGUAAAUGCAUUGGACUCAACGGGAUCUACCCCAUUGGAUGUCACUCUCAAGCAUCUCGAUAAAGGACAGGUUCUUUACAAAAAAUGCGCUGACUUUCUUAUCAAACGCGGAGCCACAAGAAGAUGUACUACCGCAGGAAACAAUUCCUUUCUUACGGCAUUGAAACACCAGCCACCCUCUCCUCAAUCCAGCUUGCUUCACGGAAUAUCCAAUUUGCGUAUUAAGAAUGAAACACGAAAGCUACGAUCGUGUCCGAAGCGUCACAAGGAAAACGCCCAACGUUUAACCAACCCAUCAACCGACGUCCUUGUCGUAGGGAAAUAUCGUUAUUCCAAUCAAUUUGUGAUCGGCACUGGAGCAUUUAGUUCGGUUUUUAUCGCCAUUAAAGAUGAGUUUGUCGACAGCAAAACUGGGAUAAUCGAAUGUCGCGCGUACGCGUUGAAACGGCUUGAAAAGGCGAAGAUAAAUCCGCAGGAAAUCAAACGAGAAGUCACGACCUUGCUAAAAAUAUCUGGCGAGUGUGAGAACAUCAUCAAAUGUCACGAAGCUGAGGAAGAUCCUUCCUUUCAAUAUCUUUGCCUCGAUUUGAUGGACGGUGAUCUUAACGAAUUUGUCAACAACGACCGCGCCAAUAAAGUUAUCAUGAAAGAUCCGUUAAUUCAUGGUCAAAUCGCCAAGGAAAUCAUCGAUGGUUUGACUUACCUUCACGAGAAGAAGUUUAUUCAUCGCGACCUUAAGCCUGGAAACAUCUUGUACACAACUGAUCCAACAUUGCAUUUCAAGAUCGCCGACUUUGGAUUGACGAAGAAUCUGUCCACUUCUUGCACGAUGACGUCGACAAGAGGGAGUGGUGUUGCCAUGGCACCCGGUUCGCGAUGUUGGAUGGCACCAGAGUUGGUCAGCAUGACAUCAAGAGAACAUACUGAACAGUCUGAUGUAUUCGCUCUAGGCCUGGUACUUCAUUAUCUUCUCACUCUCGGAAAACAUCCUUUUGCAUCAAAGAGUGAAGAACCACCUCACGUUAUUGAGCGUAAGAUCGUAGAUAUGCAGAUCCACUUCGAUCGGGCGUUAGGACAGGAGGCUACUAGCUUCCUAAUGGUUCUUUUAACAAAAGAUCCUUCCAAGCGACCGCCAGCGGCCUAUCUCAAACAGCAUCCAUUUCUCUGGAGCGAGAGCAAAAAGAUUGAGUUUCUAAAGGCAGUUGGCGAUCAACCUGAAGCUGUAAAUCCGGGAAAUUUCCCUUUUUUGACGUUGGAAAAAAGUUUGCAAACGACAAACACUGGGCGAAGAGUCGAGAUUGUGUCUUGGGAUCAAGACAUCGACGAGUUGUAUGAUGAGAUGACAAGAGCGUGGAGACAGAAGAAAUAUCGUACUGAUGAAGCGAUCGACUUGUUGAGAUUCAUUCGCAAUGCCUACGUCCACAAGCAAGAGAGAACGCCCGAGGCGAGGAAAUAUCUGGAUGAAAACGUCUUCCUUCGGGUCCAUCCUUCGCUUGUUCUUGAUGUCUUUGGCGUUGUACAAAAAUUGGGCCUCGAUGAUGACCGCAGCAAUAUUCGAGAAGCCCUGAGCUUGGAUACAUGAUGCAAAAAAUCCCUCAUUGAAACUAGCGACAGUUUUCUUGGUAAGACUUAGAACAUAUUAGCCUUAAUAAACUUUUCAGCUAUAUUUUAAUUAUAGAAAUAUAGGAUUUAAUCAAAAUUUUUUAAGAACUUGCUCGAAUUUAGAUGUCAUACUGCCUAGUAUUUGAGACCACGAGCAGUAGCGUAGCCAGCCUGUCGAUUUGUCCCGCUAUGCUAAUAUUUUAGUGUUCACUGACUGUGAA